AUGCUGAAAUUCAUUCUUCCCUUAUUGGCUCUUCUUGCCCUGAGCUCGGCACUGAAGAUCCACGACUACCACCAACAGGACCAUGAGGAAUACGAGCACCAUGAACCGGAGCAUGAGGAGACGGAACUGCACCACGAAGUGGAUCACAAACACGCUACUUCGCACCAGAGUGUCAAGUUCCAUCACUACCAUGCCGUGCCCGUUUACAUCAAAAAGGAGGAUCAGCAUCUGGUGAAGAAGCCAAUCGAGAUCGGAGGCAGCAAGCAAAAGCUAAAGAUCCUGCAUCCAAAGACGGAACACAACCAUAACCAUGGCCUGGUUUUGGAGAACCACAGCGAGUCGCAUCUUCACGAGCAUGGCCACUACGAGGAGCCAGUGGAGCACCAUCAUUCGGAGCACUACGAGCACUAUUCCCACCACGAGUAGGGAUUCAGAUCGAAGUCUGGAAUCCUCUUUGCCAAAUAAGUUGCGUUUCGUUAGUUUUAAGAUUGAAUGGUAUUCUUGUGUUAAUAAAGCAUUCUCCUAGAGUAAUAUUGAA
Drosophila bipectinata is the source of this 538-nucleotide messenger RNA. RefSeq names its product histidine-rich glycoprotein. Lineage: Eukaryota; Metazoa; Arthropoda; Insecta; Diptera; Drosophilidae. The record is from RefSeq and is a predicted model, not a curated record.